AUGAGUUGCGGUAUUGCGUGUCUCUCCGAAAGUUUCAAUAAAGAAGAUUUCAAAAUGUUGCUUCGUAUUCGCUCAAAAGAAGGCAUGAACAGAGUUCAAGUUGAACCAGAAGAAAACUUUGGUUCACUCGCUCAAAAAGUCGCAGAGAUUUUGAAACUAUCCGAUCCUUCAAUCCUCGCCAUGGGGAAGGAUCCCAAUCCUUCUACAGCAGCGCCUAUAAACCAGUUAGCCAAUCAAACGCUAAACGCAGCCGGUUUAAAGCAUGGUGAUAUUGUUUACGUCAGUUAUACUGAAACGCAGCAACAGCCAGAUUUGGAAAAGGAUACUGUACCAAUAACACACAACAAGACUUCAAACAAUGUGGACAUACCAACUAUUAAGCAGGACGAAGUAGACGAUUUCCUUGAAAGCCAACGAGGUUUAAUACAUCGUAAGAAAGACCCUAAAUUUUGUCGACAUGGCGAUAAUGCUAUGUGCGAUUAUUGUAUGCCACUUGAGCCUUACGACAUGAAUUAUUUGGAAGAAAAUAAAAUCAAACACAUGUCAUUCCAUGCCUACCUACGACAAAUUAAUGCUGCACAACAAUCGAUCAAUAAUGCCGCCAGUAGUAAUAAUAUACCGCCAUUGGAGGAACAGGAUUUUAAAGUCAAAGUGCCAUGCACAGGUGGCCAUGCACCUUGGCCAGAAGGAAUCUGCACAAAAUGUCAGCCCAGUGCCAUUACGCUUCAAAGACAGACUUAUCGUAUCGUAGAUCAUGUUGAGUUCUCUUCUGCUUCGCUUAUAGACUCCUUUUUGAAUUAUUGGCGUUCAUCUGGGUCGCAACGUUUUGGCUACUUGUAUGGUCGGUAUGAGCCAUAUCUCGACGUUCCACUUGGUAUUAAAGCUGUCGUUGAAGCCAUCUAUGAACCUCCUCAAGAAAAUCACUCCGACGGUAUCAAACUUGACCUACUUUGGGAAAACGAGAAUCACAUCAAUCAAGUCGCCGAAGCUUGUGGUUUGGUUCAAGUCGGUAUGAUUUUCUCAGAUUUAGUAGAUGAUGGCACAGGAUCAGGCACCGUUAUACCCAAGCGUCAUGUCAACUCUUACUUUUUGUCAUCAGUUGAAUGUAUUUUUGCUGCUGAAAUGCAACAUCGCCAUCCCAAUAUCAGUAAACACUCAAUUCAGGGCAAAUACAGUUCCAAAUUCGUUACCUGUGUAAUUUCAGGCGAUACAGAAGGUCAAAUUGACGUAAAGGCUUACCAAGUAUCUGAUACGUUAACGGCGUUGAAGGAAGCAGAGAUUGUAGAACCUUGUAGAAACCCUUCUAUUAUGCGCGUCAAGGAUAGUAUACCCCACGUCAGAUAUGUACCUGAAGUCUUCUAUAAGUUUAAAAAUGAAUACAAUGUUUUAGUGAAGCAAUCGGCUAGACCUACCUUCCCUGUUGAAUACCUGCUUGUGAAUGUUACGAACGGUUUCCCACAUAAUCCAUCACCACUAUUUAACCCAGAAUCUAAGUUUCCUAUCGAGAAUAGAGAAGGGUUAGAGCAUCAAAGUAUCUAUUCCCUUGCUAAAGUCCUCAAAUCUUUCGAUUCUGUUGACAAUAUAAGAACAGCAUUAGCAGAUUUUCACAUACUAUGCUUCAUACAAUCCUUGGGUGCAUUCUCACCAGAAGAAUUCAAACGAUUUUGUAAACUUAUUACCAGCAAAGAGAGUAAUAUUGAAGAACUUGAGCAGAUCAAUGGCUGGAACACGCUUAAAAUACUUAUCCAAGAAGCCGAAACGAAUGCUAAGGCAAAUGCAUCUGUUAUGCCGUCGGAUACAUCUUCAGGCAGAUCUUCAGCCUCGGCAAUGGCUGCUGCUCCUGUGAGUUGUAGACACUGUACUUUUGCCAACCCUCCUGGUAAUGAAAACUGUGAAAUGUGUGGGCUACCUUUAUCGGGUUAAAAGAAGUAUAUUUUAGGAAAAGCUUAUUCAUAAUGUCUGAAUCCUCAGAUAUGAACCAAUUUUUAUGUAUCAUUACAAUCAAUAAAUUGAAUUUUGGAUUAUAGGCAAUCGUUUUCCGUCUUAAUAAGGUCCUCUGAAUCCAAAAACAUCAAAACAUGUGCAUGGCCAUUAGUAUAUGUAUAUUCCUCAAAAUGAGCAUCUGUUAUAAUCCAUCAAGCACUUUCUUAUUU
Molecule: messenger RNA, 2153 nt
Organism: Mycotypha africana
Lineage: Eukaryota; Fungi; Mucoromycota; Mucoromycetes; Mucorales; Mycotyphaceae
Product: NPL4 family-domain-containing protein
Exons: 8
Coding region: 1-1923 (640 amino acids)
Biological process (GO): ubiquitin-dependent protein catabolic process
Cellular component (GO): nucleus
Molecular function (GO): ubiquitin binding; ubiquitin protein ligase binding
Source: RefSeq, a predicted model, not a curated record